Molecule: messenger RNA, 1421 nt
Organism: Mesitornis unicolor (brown roatelo)
Lineage: Eukaryota; Metazoa; Chordata; Aves; Mesitornithiformes; Mesitornithidae
Gene: NARF
Product: nuclear prelamin A recognition factor
Exons: 10
Coding region: 160-1362 (400 amino acids)
Cellular component (GO): lamin filament
Molecular function (GO): lamin binding
Source: RefSeq, a predicted model, not a curated record
CUGUUUCAGGAAUGCAGUAAAAAACAGAAAAACGAUGACACGCAAAGUACAUCUGUUGAUGCAUUGAGUUCAGAUGAUGGUUUUGAAGAGAAAAAUGAAUUUCAUACAUUGGCUAAUGCUAAAAUACUCCUUAGCGACUGCCUAGCUUGUGACAACUGUAUGACAUCAGAAGAAGGAGCCAGAGUUUUCCAGCAGAAUCAGAAGGAGCUCUUUCGUAUUCUUAACCUUAAUAAGAAAUGUGAUACCUCAAAACACAAAGUGUUGGCAGUAUCUGUAUGCCCUCAGUCAUUGCCUUAUUUUGCUGCUAAAUUCAAUCUCUCUGUGAAUGAUGCAGCCAAGAGACUCUGUGGUUUCCUCAAAAGUCUUGGGGUGCAUUAUGUAUUUGACACCACUAUAGCUGCUGAUUUCAGUAUCCUGGAGAGCCAGAGGGAAUUUGUGCAGCGGUAUCAACGGAGGAACCAGGAGGAGCAUGCCUUACCAAUGUUUGCCUCUGCUUGCCCUGGUUGGAUCCGGUAUGCGGAAAGGGUACUUACCAAUCUUGUGACCUCUCACAUUUGCACUGCAAAGUCUCCACAGCAGAUCAUGGGCUCCCUGGUGAAGGGCUACUUUGCCAGGCAGCAGAACUUGUCUCCUGAUAAAAUUUUCCACAUAAUUGUGGCACCUUGUUACGACAAAAAACUGGAAGCCUUGCGGGAAGACUUCUACACUGCCUUGUAUAAUUCGCAAGAGGUUGAUUGUGUUCUGACAUCAGGUGAAAUUGUACAAAUAAUGGAACAGAAAAAUCUGUCUAUGAAAGAUGUGACUGAAGUAGCUGUAGAUAGUUUGUUUGAUGAUAUAAAGGAGGGAGAGGUAGUAAGGCAUGAUGGCAAGAGAUCUGAUGGUUACCUGGAGCACAUUUUUAAACAUGCUGCAAAGGAGCUUUUUGGCAUGGAUGUCAAAGAAAUCACGUAUAAAGCAUUAAAGAACAAGGACUUCCAAGAAGUUACCCUUGAAAAGGAUGGUGAGACAGUGCUACGUUUUGCAGCAGCUUAUGGCUUUAGAAAUAUCCAAAACAUGGUUCUGAAGUUGAAAAAAGGAAAGUUUUUAUACCAUUUUGUAGAAGUCCUUGCCUGCCCAGGAGGGUGCCUAAAUGGAAAAGGUCAGACACAAAGUGAAGAUGGAAAACCAGACAAAGCACUGCUUAACCAGAUGGAAGAAGUGUAUGCUGCAAUACCUGUUAGGCUUCCAGAAACCAAUGUGCAUGUCCAGAAGAUGUACCAGGACUGGCUGGAAGGCAUGGACUCUAAGAAGGUCCACGAAACUUUGCAUACCAAAUACAGUGCAGUAAAUCAAACAGCAAGCAAUCUGGAUAUCAAAUGGUAAUAAAUCAAACUUGCAAAAGAUUAGGUUAGUUACAAAUUCAGCACUGGAAACAUUCUAUG